This is a messenger RNA of Ichthyophthirius multifiliis, 1178 nucleotides long. Its product is annotated as peptide chain release factor 1, putative. The transcript is spliced from 3 exons. Gene Ontology annotation, biological process: translational termination. The record is from RefSeq and is a predicted model, not a curated record. NCBI's taxonomy places the organism in Eukaryota, Ciliophora, Oligohymenophorea, Hymenostomatida. The annotation marks the transcript as partial. Gene Ontology annotation, molecular function: translation release factor activity.
CAAAAUUUGCACGAAAAACGGAAAAACUUUUUAUUGAAAAAUAAUAUAUUUUAACUGAUUUAAAUAGAGUCAUAUAUAAAAAAAUGUUUCAGCAACAUUAAUAAUUUUCGAAUAUUUAAAAUUUAUUAUCAUAAGAAAAUACAGUAUAUAAUUUAGAUAAUCCUUAAAAACGAAAACAUUUAAUUUAUUUAUAAGUAUUAAAUGAUUAAUUCGAAAAAUUUUAAAAUACAAUAAUAUAAUUAUAAGAUUUGAAGGAAAUAUUAACAGAUCCUAAAUAAGAUUCAGAAAUGAUUGCAUUCGCAAAUGAAGAAAUAUAAAAUUAACAAACUAUACUUGAUGAAAUUUAAGAAGAAUGUAUUCGUUUAUUAAUUCCCAAAGGAAAAUUUGAUGAUUCAACAGAAAUUCAUUUAGAAAUAAGACCAGGAACAGGAGGAAGCGAAAGUUCACUUUUUGCAGAAGAAUUGUUUAAAAUGUACUAAAACUUCUGUGCAAUAUCAGGAUACUAAUGUAAAACAGAGUCAUUUUAAACAGAUAUGUCAAUAAAUAAAGGAUGUAAACUAGGAAUUUUAAAAAUUGAAGGAGAAGAAAUUUAUAAAAGACUUUUAAAUGAAUCUGGUGUACACAAAGUUAUUAGAAUACCUGAAACUGAAUCAAAAGGUAGACUUCAUUCAAGUACUGUUUCUGUUGUGGUUAUGCCUAUAGCUCCUUUUGAUUUUAAAGUAGAUGAGAAAUAAUUAAAAUUUGAAUAUAUGAGGAGUUAAGGUGCAGGUGGAUAACAUGUAAAUAAAGUUGAAUCGGCAUGUAGGGUGACACAUAUAGCUACUGGUGUUUCUGUUCUUUGUUAAGAUGAAAGAUAUUAGGAUAGAAAUAAAGCUAGAGCGUUGAAACUUCUUUAUGAUAAACUUUAUUUUUUAGAGGUGGAGAAAUAUAAUGAAGAAUAAAGCUUUAGGAGAAAAAGUUAAAUGGGAGGAGGAGAUAGAAGUGACAAAAUUAGAACUUAUAAUUUUCCUUAAGAUAGAAUUACUGAUCAUAGAAGUAAUUUAACUGUUUUUGGUAUCGAGAAAAUGAUGGAAGGAUAAUUUUUAGAUUAGUUUAUUGAUUAAUAUUAAGAAAAAGUGUAAAAUGAAAUGUUGGUUUAAAUGAUUAAAUAAUUAGAAAUUGAAAAAGAUGAUUCUUGA